UCCGCCUCGGUGAGGAUACUUGAAUUCGCGCCGUACAGUAGGCUGCAUCGUGAGAUAUGCAAAUUAUAUGUUGAGCAUGCGCACUGUUAAUAAUGGAAAUGUCUGACAAUUUAAUAACUCGUGUGAGGAAAAUAAAUGCAGAUAAGAGGAAGAUAUAUCAUAAGGAUCACCACUCGUUAAGACUUGUGACAAGUGUCUGGGAGCGAUGGGUUAGAUUAAAGUCGGAACUGCCGUUUCAAACGCACGAUAACUUUGCAACGAUUUUAAUGGACCACUGGGUGAAAUUUAGACAUAGAGAUGAUGAUGGUGCUAUGCAUACUGCUACAGAAAAAGACUUGCCAGCAAUGAGUGCACAAAGGGAAUCAGAGGCUGUGCCUGAAAGCAGUAAGGACAGUGAGGAUAUUGAUGAUCAGUCCAACCAAACAAGCAAUGUUGAAGAAACUAGUUCCAACAGAGAUAUAUUUACAGAAAGGAAAGCUAUCUGUGUGCAUACAGAAAUUCUAAAUUUGGCAAAUCUAAGGAUAAAGAGAAUUUGUUCACAGAAGUUUUGUAAUAAGCCGGUAUCAGUGGCAGCAAAGUACAUAGGAACAUCAGUCCAGUUAAAAUGGACAUGUUCCAACAAUCAUCAUGUACAUACAUGGAACUCUCAGCCAGACAUCAACAAUAUCCCGCCCAUGGAUGUACUGCUCACCUGUCUCCUCCCAGCGUCAGACUACCCGGCUGUAAAUAUCACAUUUAGAAGGAUUGGUAUAGAAAUAAUGCCACCUGCUACAUGCAUGUUAUAUAGGGCUGGAGAGGAUAUUACCGGGAAUACGGACAGUUAUAAUACAAGCGUGAAAAUGGAGCCAGGAUGUCACAAUAUGAACAUUGAUACACAACAAGAAUAUCUCUCAGUAACUGGAGAUGGAAAUGUAAAAACUGAAAAUGACGAUUAUAAUGAUGAGACUGACACCUCUGUGGACAUCAUGUAUGGUGAUGGGGAGGUAAAGAUGGAAGUACUACAUGAUGUAGAAGAGGCUGGUAGUAUCAGUGAUUCAGCAACGGAUUCAGCAACUGAUGAAGAGUUUACAGAGGUGCUUAAUCAGCUGAAUAAUGCCAGAAAUCUCUUGAAAAUACCAGAAGUCGGUGACAGCGAUUCACAGGAUUGUGUUAUUAAAAGUGCAAGAAUGAGGAAAAAGGGCUUCAGACCUAAUUAUGCUGCAUUAGAAUGGAAAGGUGAGACAGAAAUUGAAGAAAAUUUGAAGUCUAAAAUGUCCAAAGUUGUUCGAGGUACAAAAUAUGUGAGAAAAAACAAAAAAGAUCCCGACUUUGAUAUUUCAUUUGCAGCUGAUUAUGAUGGAAGUGAUGGGGACGAAAGUGGGGAUGAUGUACAUGUAAUUGAUACUAAAAUAACUGAAGGAAACAAGAGUGUUGCUGAACCUAACACUGAUGAACAGUCUAAAAAGAUUCCAAAAAAGCGCAAAUAUGAAACAAGAAAAGAGGGAAUGAAAAAGAAAUCUACUACAAAGAAACAAAAGAAGGUGGCAGAAAUAAAAAAGCCGUGGAUCAAAAUUCAAUUAGCAGAUCAUGAAGACAAAUAUCGAACUGAAAAAAUGGAGUCUUUUGAAAGAAAGAAUCGUGGAAUAGAUGCAAGUGAGAAUCUGUACUCUUGUUUGGUUUGUCAACAUUUCAAAUGUUCCACUAAAGAUGUAAUAGAAAAUCACAUUGAAAAGCAUAUAAAUAAAGCUUUGGAAUGUGACAAUUGUCAGUAUAUUGGUUACUGUAAAGCAGACUUACGUGAACAUAGAAUAAAAUGCUGUAAUAUUGUAAAGGCGUUAUUUGUAUGUGAAAUUUGUGGUACUUCUGCUCAUUCAAUUGAAAGUAAGAGGAACCACAUGGGGAGAGUUCAUGAUGUUCCUGAAUGGAGAUGCCGAUUUUGUCCUGACCUGUCCAAAAGUGUAGGUGAUAGAUUAGAUCAUAUGAGGAAGGUUCAUCCAGAGCUUUGCCAAUACUGUGUGGCCUGUAAACAAAGUAAAUAUCAAUUAAAGAAGGAGGAGUUUGAGCACCAUAAGAAGAAUUGUGCCUCGAAGGAGCAGUGUGAGAUAUGUGGACAACUUAUCACAUUAGGUGGUAUGAAUAAACAUGUUCAUGAUAAACACGAAAAUGUAAGAAAAUAUCAGUGUGAAAAGUGCCCGUAUGCUGCCAAAUCAUUUAAAAGAUUGAAAACACAUCUCUACAGCCAUGACAAUAUACACCCCUUUAGUUGCGACCAGUGCACUUUCACAUGUGUUCAAAAAUACCAGCUGGUUUCCCACAUGCGUACACACACAGGAGAAAAACCAUACAAAUGUACACAGUGUAAAUAUGCUGCAGCUUGGAAUGUUCAACUAAAGGAACAUGUCAAAGUUCAUGCGAUGGAUACAGCCAUCAUGUGUGAGAAAUGUGAGGUUAUGUUUAAAAAUGAAAAGACGCGGAAUAUUCAUCUGAAGAAAAGACAGUGUGUAGCAUGAUAUUGUUAAGAAUUAGUAUCUAGAUCAUAUAGAUUUUGACAAUUACUAGUAUUCAUAGUGCAGAUCUUGCUUAAAGGAAAGUGUUGUUUUUUUACUGUACAAUUUACUAAAAUGAUUUUGUCCUUUUAGUAAAUUUGAAGUAAAUUUUCCACUGAUCUGCUGCAAAUUGUUUAAAUUAGAUUGUCUAACUUUUGUCUUUUUCGUUUGAAAAUUGCAAUUAUGCAGAAAAUAUUAGUAAAAUUUGAAUUAUUUAUUUCACGGCGUUAAAAGCAAUUAUUUGCUUGAAUACAUUUAAACGGGUAAAAUUCAGUAAUACUAACUAUAAAUGGAAGGAAUAUGAGUUGUGAUGUAAAACAUUCCUUGCCUGGUUGUGAUAGUCGAUCCACCUCUCUAAUUAGAACAAAAUACUUGAUCUUGAAGCUGUAUGGUAAGAGGUGUAUUUAGUGUCCGAUAUUAAAAAAUCAAUAAUUUAAGUCACAUUUCCUUCCAAUUCCACAAGUGUUGAUUUAAAUCUAGAAAUGCAGUUAAAGAUCAACGUUUAAGAUAUAAUUGGUGUGCACCACAGGUUCCCACUAAUAAUUGGGGCAAUAAGGAAGAGUGAUAUAAUUGGUAUACCACAGGUUACCCUCUCAAAAUUGGGGCAAGAAGGAAGAGUGAUAUAAUUGGUGAACCUCAGGUUCCCUUUAAUAAUUGGGGCAAUAAGGAAAGGUGAUAUAAUUGGUGUACAGCAGGUUCCCUCUCAAAAUUGGGGCAAUAAGAGAGUGGUAUAAUUGGUGUACCAUAGGUUCCCAGUCAAAAUUAAGGCAAUAAUGGAGAGUGGAGUGACAAAGAUUGUGUUUGAUUGCUGUAUAGAAUUUAAGACACUUUGCUAAGUGAUGUGCUCUAUUUUUUUUUUCUGAAAAGAGGUUAUAUUACAUAUUAUUCGACAUGAUCAGCAUUUUUCCAUAUUGAACAUACAUAGAAAGACCAUAUUGAAGAUAGAAAGACCAAAGGUGUGUGUAAAUAUGCUACGCCCUCGUGAUAUAAUUCCUCGCAUUUGAACUCUAAACAGUGAAUUUAUUAAGUGACAAAAUCAGUUUUUGGGAUACAUGUAUAUUAUUUCUUAAAGAUAAUGUUUGUAAUAUUAACUUUUAAAUACAUUUUAUUGAGUCUAUGGAUUAAUUCCGGGUAAUUCCGGAUCAUCCCUCCUAUUUCUGUGACUGCAUAAACCAUAAGGGAAUUUAGUAGAAUUCACUAUGAUAAUUGUUAUGUUGGAAGUACAUGUAUAUUUACAUUUUAUUUUAUUAUAGAUUGGAUCUUAUAUUUUAUUUUAAUUUAAAGCUUCUGUUAAUGUAUAUGACAGGAUACUAUUCAAAUGUUUUUUGUUUGAGUUUUAAUUGACUAGAUAGUAGUAUUUUAUACAAAUAACUAUACAAGGUAUGUAUUUUUAUGGAUUGUUUAAUGAUAUAGAAAUAAUUAAACCAUCAAAACCAUA
This is a messenger RNA of Ruditapes philippinarum (Manila clam), 3963 nucleotides long. Its product is annotated as transcriptional repressor CTCFL-like. The record is from RefSeq and is a predicted model, not a curated record. Lineage: Eukaryota; Metazoa; Mollusca; Bivalvia; Venerida; Veneridae. Gene Ontology annotation, biological process: regulation of transcription by RNA polymerase II. The coding region runs from base 93 to 2489 and encodes 798 amino acids. Gene Ontology annotation, molecular function: DNA-binding transcription factor activity, RNA polymerase II-specific; RNA polymerase II transcription regulatory region sequence-specific DNA binding. The transcript is spliced from 8 exons.